This is a messenger RNA of Diaporthe batatas, 2898 nucleotides long. Its product is annotated as DNA ligase (ATP) DNL4. The record is from RefSeq and is a predicted model, not a curated record. Gene Ontology annotation, molecular function: ATP binding; DNA binding; DNA ligase (ATP) activity. The transcript has a single exon. Gene Ontology annotation, biological process: nucleotide-excision repair, DNA gap filling; DNA recombination; DNA biosynthetic process. Bases 1 to 2898 code for a protein of 965 amino acids. Lineage: Eukaryota; Fungi; Ascomycota; Sordariomycetes; Diaporthales; Diaporthaceae. Gene Ontology annotation, cellular component: DNA ligase IV complex.
AUGAGUCAACCCAGCCAGCCGGCCCCUCACAACCAUUCUCCCACCCUACCAUUCGCCGAGCUUGUCAAGGACCUCUUUGAACCCUUGAAGAAGGGCCCCGCACCCACUCAUUUCACCCAUGCCCCAGGCGUAGGAAGAAUCAAGGUGGAAGCCAAGUCGACGAGGGUGCACACGAAUGAGGUCCUCGAAGGUUUCUUUUCCAGAUGGCGCCAAGAAGUCGGGAAUGACAUCUACCCGGCCAUGCGCCUCAUUUGUCCGCAAAUCGACAGCGAGCGCUCGGUAUACGGACUCAAGGAGCAGACUAUUGCGAAGCGGCUCGUCAAGCUCCUCGGCAUCUCCAACAACAACCCAGAUGCCAAGAGUCUCAAUAACUGGAAGAACCCCGGCCAGACCGAGGCGACCCGCAUGGCUGGUGACUUCGCAGGACGCUGUUAUCAGGCCUUGCAAAAGCGCGUCGAGAUAGAGGGCUUUGGCACCAUGAGCAUAUCACGCGUGAACGAGCUGCUUGACCAGUUGGCAGGCUCUAGCAGAGAGGCCGACCAGCUCCCAAUCCUCGAUGACUUCUACCUGCACAUGUCCGCCCUGGAGCUGCAGUGGCUCAUCCGCAUCAUACUUAAGCAGAUCAGGGUGGGUGUAUCCGAGAAAUCCGUCCUGACAAAAUGGCACCCAGAUGGCGUGGACCUCUUCAAUGUCAACUCCGACCUGCGCGAUGUCUGUCGGCAGCUCACGGACCCGGAAAUUCGCAUCGGGGAGGACGACCAGAGACUCCAUAUAAUGCAUAAUUUCAUGCCCCAGCUUGCACCAACCGCCAGCAAUGCCAUGACCUGGGACAAGAUCGUUCGCCAACUCAAGCUUCCUGCAGACGACCCGACGUUCUGGAUGGAGGAGAAGGUCGAUGGGGAGAGGAUGCUCAUGCACGUUCAGAUGGAGGACGGUGCAUACCGUUUCAAGUUCUGGUCCAAACGGGGUAAGGACUACACAUAUCUGUAUGGGGAGUCAGUUGACGAUGCCAAUUCGGCCCUUACACGGCAUCUGGGAAACUCAUUCCGCAGCGUGCCAAACUGCAUUCUGGACGGGGAGAUGGUUGGGUUCGACCCCAAGAAAGGCGGGAUGGUCACUUUCGGGACUCUGAAGACUCACGCGAUACACGCGCAGAGGAACCCGCACGACGAAGAGAAACCCAGACCUCUAUACCGGGUUUUCGACAUCUUGUUGUACAACGAUAAAGACCUGACCGCCACGCCACUCGCGAAACGGCACGAGUUACUGGAAUACAUCAUCCAGGAUGUCCCUGGGCGGUUCGAAAUCCACCCCCACCAGGUUUGCACGUCGCCUUCGGAAAUCGAGCCGUACCUUCGCCAGAUCAUCCAGGACUCUGCGGAGGGCAUCAUGCUCAAGAACCCGCACGCUGAGUAUUACCUAAACAGUCGCCCCUACCACUGGAUCAAGAUCAAGCCCGACUACAUGAAAGACUACGGCGAGACCCUGGAUUGUGUCAUCAUAGGCGGGUACUAUGGCACCGGAAGACGGGGUGGGAUUCUCUCAAGUUUCCUCUGCGGACUAAGGGCAAGCCAGAGGGAGAUCGAAGCGGGGACUGCUCAUCCCGAGAAGUUUUACAGUUUCUUUAAGGUCGGUGGUGGCAUAAAGAUGGAGGAUUACGAAGAGAUCCAACGUCUCCUCCCGGAGGACAAGUGGCAGGACUGGAACCCAAAGCGCGCAAGACAAUACAUCGAGCUGGCUGGCGGGGAGAGGUACGCAGAAAAGCCAGACCGGUGGAUCCGACCAAGCCAGUCGAUCGUGAUCGAGGUCAAAGCCUCCAGCGUCGAGGACUCCAAUUCUUUCAGUGUCAUGAAGACGUUGCGCUUUCCUCGCUUCAAAGGCAUACGCACUGACAAGAGCUGGACUGAUGCCCUCGAUAUUGACCAGUGGAACGAAGUCCGCUUCGAGAUCAAAAAGGGGGAGGACCAAAAGAGACAGAUCGAAUAUGAGGAGAAGAGGAAGAAAGCACCCAAGAAGAAGGCAAAGACAGGCUUGUACCUCCCCGAGAACGACGGCGCCGUCGUGUUCGAGAAGUCCAAGCUGUUCGAGGGCAUGGCGUUCUACAUACCGUCCGGGUCCGAGGCCCUAGACAUGCUAGAGAGGGACCUCCAGAACCUCGUGCGAGAGCACGGCGGCUCCAUCGUCCAGGACGCCAGGAAGGUCGCCGAGGGCACCGCGAUCGGCGUCGGCGACAGGAAGACGGUGCUCGUCAACUCGCUGGCCAGGACCGAGGGCGUGGCCUACAUCAUCAGCCCCAAGUGGCUCGUCGACUGCGCCAGACAGCAAUACCUCCUGCCCUACGAGGACGAGCACCUCUACCUCGCGCCCGACGACAUGCGCGCCCUCGCCCUCGAGAACACGGACCCCCUCGGCGACAGCUACCACCGCGACCUGGACGGGGACGAGAUGGACCGGCUCUUCGCGCGCUGGAGGGAGGACCGCAUGGCGGACGACGGCGACAACACCGCGGCGCGUGGCUUCGACAACGGCGCCUUCUACGACCAGCUCGAGGCCCGCGGCCACGAGCUGCCCCGCUCGCGGGGCUACGUGUUCCGGCGGUGCCGUGUCCUGCUCGCGCACGUCGCGGGCCAGGAGCACCGGCUCACGACGGCGCGCCUGGAUGCGUGGGUCCGGUUCGGGGGCGGCGAGGUCGCGGCCGACCUUGGCGACGGCGACGUGACGCAUGUUGUCGUCGUCAGCGGGGGCGAUGCCGACGGCGCGGGCGAGGUGGCGAUGGGGAUCAACGCCCGGGUCAGCGAGAGGGAGGACCUCAGGCGGCCGUAUGUGGUGACGGAGCGGUGGCUGGAGAAGUGCUGGGAGGAGGAGACGCUUGUGGCGGAGGAGGCUUAUAAGCCUUGA